AUGCACAACCCUCGAGCUUGGACAUUCAUUUUCGACAAACAAAAGGGUUUGGUGGAUUCCAUAAGUCAAUACUGUGAAGGAGCGGAGCAUAGAUGUUGUGCUAGACAUCUUUAUAGCAAUUUCACCUUGGCACACAAAGGUCUAGCACUUAAGAACCUAUUUUGGAUCGCAGCAAGGGCAACAACAGUGCCAGAGUGGAAGAGUGCAAUGAAUGGGUUAAAAGACAUAAGUGAAGAGGCUUACAACUGGUUCCUUGAAAAACCUCCUUCCCAGUGGACCAGAUCCCAUUUUGAAGAGCAUUCGAGAUGUGAUAUUCUUCUUAAUAAUUUGUGUGAGGCAUUCAACUCUUCCAUUGUUGUUGCCAGAGACAGGCCCAUCAUCUCCAUGCUAGAGAAAAUUCGGCUUCAGCAAAUGAUAAGGAUGAAUGCAAAAAGGGAAGCGGCAAAGAGGUGGGAUCAUGCAUUCAGGCCAAGAAUUGUGAAAAUCAUUGAGAAGGCUAAGUCUGAGGCAAGGUACUUGAAGGCAGACUAUGCAGGCAACCAGAAAUUUGAGAUAAGCAGCAGAGACGGUUUGAGGUGGAGCGUUGACUUGACAGAACAUGCAUGUGCUUGCAGAAAAUGGCAGCUCACUGGAAUACCAUGUCCCCAUGCAAUAUCUGGCAUGCUUUCAAGGGAUAUUGGCAUAUAUGAGUACAUCGACCCAUGGUAUAGCAAGGAGACAUACCUAAAAUGUUACUCCCCAGUGAUCCACCCGAUGUCAGGGCCUGAACUGUGGCCAGAAUUGGGAAAGCAUCCUCUCACUCAACCUCAAAAGAGAAAACAGGGUGGCAGACCCAAAAAAUUGAGGAAGAGGUCACAGGCAGAGCCACCUGCAGGCAUGAAGAUAGGAAAGACUGGCAUGAAGAUGACGUGUAAACGCUGUGGAGGGUCUGGACAUAACAGAAGAAGCUGUAAGGAGGCACUGCCUGGUGAAGAUAGUUCACAGAAACCUCCAAAUGUAACUGGAAUUUUUGAUGAAAUUGUUCAAUGUGAUGAUAAUGUUGAUGUCGAAUAUCUUGCAUUAUGUUUCUGCUUUUCGUUGUUGGUUUCUGAAAUUGUAUUCGUAAGAUCUGAUGUGCAGGCGAUUAUGAAAUAUAUGAGAAUGUUUGGUACUCUGUCUGAAACCAUUAGAAAAGGUUUGGUACUGAUUCUGCGAAUCGUUAUAAGGUUUGGUACCUAUGCUGCACCUUCUUCAGAUAAGUUUGAAGUGUAA
Messenger RNA from Olea europaea var. sylvestris, 1251 nucleotides. RefSeq lists its product as uncharacterized. The coding region runs from base 1 to 1251 and encodes 416 amino acids. The transcript has 3 exons. Gene Ontology annotation, molecular function: zinc ion binding; nucleic acid binding. The record is from RefSeq and is a predicted model, not a curated record. Lineage: Eukaryota; Viridiplantae; Streptophyta; Magnoliopsida; Lamiales; Oleaceae.